Racocetra fulgida is the source of this 171-nucleotide messenger RNA. Lineage: Eukaryota; Fungi; Glomeromycota; Glomeromycetes; Diversisporales; Gigasporaceae. The record is from the annotation of a GenBank genome assembly.
CUACCCCAAACAACAACAUGAAUCCUGGCCACACCCUGAGAUUAACCUAUCACUAUUUACUAUUGAGGGAAAUCAUACUGCAACCUUUAGCAAAGAGAUUCCAACUAAACUAUUGGAUGAACUUGCUACCCAAACAGAAACUAUAUUUGCAAAACCUACUCUAUGCCAACU